Molecule: messenger RNA, 249 nt
Organism: Kazachstania africana CBS 2517
Lineage: Eukaryota; Fungi; Ascomycota; Saccharomycetes; Saccharomycetales; Saccharomycetaceae
Gene: PCC1
Product: chromatin DNA-binding EKC/KEOPS complex subunit PCC1
Exons: 2
Coding region: 1-249 (82 amino acids)
Cellular component (GO): EKC/KEOPS complex
Source: RefSeq, a predicted model, not a curated record
AUGAAUCUCGAUCACACACUAAAGCUCGAAAUACCAUUUGAGGAUGCCAAGCAGGCCAACAUAGCGGUGGACGUGUUAAAGCCGGAUCCAAUAUUGAGACCCCAGGAUUUCCAAGUGAGUUAUAAAGCUAGGGACAAUGUAUUUGUGGCCGAAUUUGAGAGCAUUGAUGACAGAGUACUGAGGGUCGGGGUGAGUAACGUCAUUGACAGUCUUAAGACCAUCAUCGAAACGAUGGAUGAACUGUCAUAG